Molecule: messenger RNA, 739 nt
Organism: Topomyia yanbarensis
Lineage: Eukaryota; Metazoa; Arthropoda; Insecta; Diptera; Culicidae
Exons: 2
Coding region: 163-624 (153 amino acids)
Biological process (GO): sterol transport
Molecular function (GO): sterol binding
Source: RefSeq, a predicted model, not a curated record
AAAAGAAGCUCCCCAGGCCAGCUGCUGAAUCAGUGCUUUUCGGAUUUUAGGUGGCUGAAGGUGUUUGAGAGCGCAGAAGGCAAACGGAAGGAAAUCUGCUGGUGAAUACGUGCUUUAUUUUUGAUCGGAAAUACGCCCGGCUACACUUGCUGCGCGCUCAAGAUGGUGCAGAUGAAAUUUCUACUGAUUGCGGUUUGUUUUCUCAUUCCGGCUGUGAUGGGUCAAUUGGCAGUGCAGAAGUGCAAGAAGGGUGUCUUACCGAGCAAGCUUUACAUCGAAGGUUGCUCGAAGGCUCCCUGUAACAUCGUCAAUGGGCAGAAUUUGAAGUACCGUGCGGAGUUUGUUACCCCCCACGCCACCAAGUCACUCACCGCCCAAGUCAUCCCCCGGGUUGCGGGUAUGGCCAUCGGCUACGAACUGCCCAAGGAGCAUCGCGACGGUUGCAAGAAACUAACCAACACCAAGUGUCCGCUGGCACAGAAUCAACGCGUCGAAGCAUCCGGCAAUGUGCCCGUGGAGUCACCGAUUUCCAACGUGAAGGCUAACAUCGAGUUCCGACUGCUCUCGGACUCCGGUAUAGCCGUGUGCUUCAAGAUCGAUGCCAAAGUGGUGAAAGGCAAAUAAAAGUUGUUUGUCCUUCCACAUCAUGGCACGGGCUGUCGCAAAAUGGAUGUGUGGGAGGAGAUACUUGCAAAACGAUAAAAGCCUCCUGUCUAACGGGGAAUCGUCUUUUGCUUGA